Dermacentor silvarum is the source of this 1242-nucleotide messenger RNA. RefSeq lists its product as uncharacterized. NCBI's taxonomy places the organism in Eukaryota, Metazoa, Arthropoda, Arachnida, Ixodida, Ixodidae. The record is from RefSeq and is a predicted model, not a curated record. The transcript has 2 exons. The coding region runs from base 246 to 1226 and encodes 326 amino acids.
CGUAAAGUUUAUCGGGUAUUUAUGUGCAUGCAAAUCUGGGUGUGUUGUUCGAGUGCUGGCAAAGAAAGAGUGUACAGUUGUCCUGUGUAUAACCUGUACAUACUUGAUAGUGUAUUAUCCACUGACAGCAACUCCUGCAUGGUAGACACACUUAUGUAUACUAUUACAAAUAUGUGUGUGUUUAUCAUUGUUUGUUCAGCCUCACCAUAUACUCAAUACAAAGAACCUGCAGGGUUCUGAAGCUUAUGUUUCUUUGCCUGCAGGUGCAAACACGUGACCAGUGGACACAGUGGGAAGCCAACCCGUAUGACGACCACACAUAUGUCCAGUAUCUGCCCAUUGGAUUCAGGGGAAAAUCAUUUGCUGAGUCUUUAACUGGAGAUGAUAUCACAUUUUAUACUGGCGUAUCCCAGAUAGUGUUUCAAAAGCUUGUGAAAGCGGUGUCUGCUUUGGCAAAGAAGCCAAGUGCCCUAACACGUGCUGACCAAUUAAUAAUGUGUCUAAUGAGGCUUCGCCUUGGGCUGCUGCAUGGACACCUUGCACGAAUUUUCAAGGUGUCUGUGUCGACUGUCAGCAACAACGUUUUAUACAUGCUGGAUUUGCUCAGCAAAAUCAUGAAGAACGUUGUUAUAUGGCUGCCGAAAUCGUGCAUACAGAACAGCAUGCCGCAGUCCUUUGUGGAAAACAAGCAUGAUGACACAACAUGCAUCUUGGAUUGUACUGAAGUGUUUCUGCAGCGUCCAAAAAAGCUGAUGGCAAGGGCACAAACAUACAGCAGUUACAAAGCUCACAAUACUGUAAAGUUCCUUGUAGCAAUUGCCCCAAACGGGUUCAUUAUGUUCGUGUCCAAAGCUUACGGAGGGCGUGCCUCGGACAAAUUCAUAACAAAUGACAGUGGCAUCAGUCACUACCUUGGACAUGGUGAUGUUGUGAUGGCGGACCGAGGCUUCGCGCUCACAGAUGAGAUGCAAAUUCAAGGUGUACGACUGAACACACCAGCAUUCACUAAAGGAAAACCUCAGCUGACCAACAAGGAAGUGACAAGUACAAGAAGAAUAGCAUCAGUACGCAUACAUGUUGAGCGUGCCAUUAACCGCUUAAAAACUUAUAGAAUAUUCAAGCAAGCCCUGCCCAUACGAUCCAAGAAAACCAUCAGUAAGAUGGUAUUUGUAUGCGCAGGACUCUGCAACUUCAAGUCAGACCUGAUCAAGAAGCCAGGUGUCUAAGAAAAUAAAUAGACUU